AUGGACGACUGUAUCGAGGCAUGCUGUACGGACCGCCUCGGCGUUGCGACGCGUCGGGCGCUAAUUACUCGUCCCGCAGGCUUCAUGUGCUUCUCCAGCACGGACUGGUGUUGCUUCAACCAGCCUUGCGGCCUCCGUGGGUUCAGAAGCCCCGAGUACGACGAGGUCGGGAACGGCCCGCGGGGGGUGCGGGGGAAGGGUAAGGAUGCGGAUGCGGGCGAUCAGAUGAAUAGGCAGCCUGCGCGGGCGCAGGGGAUGUUGGUGGAUCGCAAAGGAGGUCUGGCCGCCGGUGCCCAGCCGCCGGUCGUAGGGCGGACAAGUGACCAGAUAUCGAGACCCUCUGUCGCGUUUGAGUUUAUUUCCUUGGGCCCUACUGUCUCGGUCCCUGGUGCGAUACCGGUGUCAAGGGGCUUACCUGAGGGUACAUGUACCCGUCUCGGUGCGCGUGCGUCUGUGUGA
Sparassis crispa is the source of this 459-nucleotide messenger RNA. RefSeq lists its product as hypothetical. Lineage: Eukaryota; Fungi; Basidiomycota; Agaricomycetes; Polyporales; Sparassidaceae. The transcript is spliced from 2 exons. Bases 1 to 459 code for a protein of 152 amino acids. The record is from RefSeq and is a predicted model, not a curated record.